AUCCAGGCAGUGCUCCAUGACGCGGAGGAAAGGGAGAUACGAGACGAAUCCGUCAAGCUCUGACUGAAGGAGCUUAAAGAAGUGGCUUAUCAAGCAGACGACGUGCUGGACGAGUACCAGUACGAGGUCCUGCGAGCCCAAGUGGAAGGCCGAGCUUCCCGCAAGAGGAAGCGAGUGGAAGGAGACGAUGAGGAAGAGGUUUCAAUUCCGGACGGCAUGGGAGAUACAAUCAGGGAGAUCAGGGAGAGGUUCGAUGAGAUCUCGCAGGAUCGGGAACGCCUGUGUUUAAGAGAGGAAGAUGGAGAGCGACGGGUCCUCGAAGCUCCAUACCCAGCACCAACCAGCCACAAGAUGGAUGAGUCGGCUUUUUAUGAAAGGGAGCGCGACAAGCAAGAGGUAAUUAAGUUGUUGUUUUCAGAGGAUGUGGGAAAUGGUAUCUCCGUCGUUCCGAUUGUCGGCAAGGGGGGAUUGGGAAAAACCACCAUCGCUCAGCUGGUCUACAACGACUCCAUGGUAAAAGAAAAAUUUGAUCUGACUGGAUGGGUCUGUGUAUCUGAUGAUUUUGAUGUUCAAAGGCUAACGAAGGACAUCAUUGAGUCUUUUACUAAAAAUGAAUGUCAUCUUGCACAACUAAGCAUACUUCAAGAAACUCUCGAGGAAAAGGUGAAGGGGAAGAAAGUGUUGCUCGUGCUCGACGACGUCUGGAAUGAUCAGCAAAGCCGUUGGGAGUCGUUAAGAAACCCCUUCGUCGGCGCAGAAACCGUAAAAAUUAUCGUGACUUGUAGGAAUUAUUCAGUCGCAGAGAUCAUGCAGACAGUGCGUCCUUAUCAUCCUGGCUGCUUGUCUCAAGAGCAGUCUUGGUCAUUAUUCGGACAUUAUGCAUUCCGUGGUCGGGACCCAGAAGAACAACCACGCUUGGCGGAUAUGGGUAAGCAGAUUGUUGAGAAGUGUUCCGGUUUACCAUUGGCUGUGAAGUCAAUAGGAAGCCUUCUGAGAUACAUGGCAGAUGAAAAUAGCUGGAUGGGUGUCAUACAAAGUGAUGUAUGGGAAGUCGACGAGAACAUUAAUGAGAUUUUGCCAGCUCUUAGAUUAAGCUAUAGUCGCAUGCCAGCACAUCUAAAACCUUGUUUUGUUUAUUGUUCCAUGUUUCCGAAGGAUUAUCAUUUUGACAAAGAUGAAUUAGUCCGAUUAUGGAUGGCGCAAGGUUACAUCCAGACAUCUGGAGGUAGAAGAAGAAUGGAAGACAUUGGCGAUGAAUAUUUCAAUGACUUGCAAAGAAGAUCGUUCUUUGAUUCCUCUUGGAUUGGGUUUACGAUGCAUGAUAUGAUACAUGAUCUAGCAAAAUUUAUUGCAGGAAAUGAGUGCUGGGGUAUUGUGAAUAAGAAGCUACCGAGUCUCCCCGAUGAGGUUCGCCAUUUAUAUGUGAAAGAUCGAGAGGAAUUUGUGAAAUCACUGUGCUCGUAUAAUUUUAGCGCCUUACGGACCUUAUUAAAACCGUAUUCAUAUAGAUUUCCAACAGCAAUCCAAGAAUUAAUGCUACUAAGAUGUUUACGGACUCUAGAAUUUUGUUGGGAAAGGGAACAUGAGAUCCCAGAUUUUUUUGGGCACCUGAAGCACCUACGCAACUUAUAUAUCAUUUCCUACAAUAGUGAGAAGUUUCCAGAUUCAGUAUGCCUCCUUUAUCACCUACAGAUAUUGAGGCUGCCUGGAACAGUUUGUCAGCUCCGCAACUUGCAGACACUGGUACUUGAUUGCCCGCAUCUUGCAGAGUUACCAGAUGGCCUAGGCAACCGUACCAACUUACGAUACUUACAUAUCACAUCCAACAAAAUUGACAAGCUUCCUGAAUCAAUAUGCCUCCGUUAUAACCUACAGACAUUGGUACUUGACUGUCAGAAUCUUGCAGAGUUACCAGAUGGCCUAGUCAACCUUACUAACCUCCACCACCUACAAAUUGCGAACAUCGUAAUUCUCUGCUUGCCAGCUGGGAUCGAAAAACUAACAAAACUUCAGAUCUUUCUUGGACGUUAUAAAGUGCAAGGUGGGAUAGGAGGAGUGCUGAAGAACUUGGUGAAUCUCCAAGGAUUUCUCAGCAUCUCAGGGCUCAGGAACGUGGUCAACAUAGAGGAUGCCAGGGAUGCCUGUCUUAAAAAUAAGCAUAAACUUGAGGUGUUGAUGCUAGCUUGGAAUGCGGUCCACUGCAGAAAAACAGUGUUGCAUGAUAAGUAUUAUGAUCGGUUUCAUGAUGUGCAAGUUCGCAGAUUACUACAUCUAGAAGCUUUUCCAGAGGAAAAUAAGGAUGUCCCAACAGAUGAAAAAAGGGAGGAAGCCAUGCUCGAGUAUCUCCAACCUCACGCCAACCUCAAAAUUUUGUCAAUACAAGGGUAUGGUGGUUUCAAGUUUCCAGAAUGGUGGGGAGAUCCUUCUUCCUUUGCAUCACUUGAAGGAAUCACUAUAAGGAAUUGUGAAAAAAUAAGAUCUCUUGAUCUAUACAUUCAUGACUCUCUUGGAAAUUUGGACGUACCUAUAUCAACAUCCAUGCUUGAGAGUGUGGACAUUUCUGGUUGCCCGCAACUCACAUCCAUAACAGGGCUGCAUCAUCUCCACUUGCUUAAAAAUUUGAAGAUAUACAAUUGUCCUCAACUCCGGUUCUUACCAGAGGAAAGAUUGCCAUUCAAUGUUCGACAUUUGGAUAUUGGGGAGUGCCAGCAAUUGACAUCAGUGUCGCAAAGCAUUACUUAUCUCAAUGAAUUAAUUAUACAAAAUUGUCCUAAACUUAAUAUCAUGGCAGAAGAUCAGCUCUCAUCUUUGCCUUUCAAAGUGCAAAUUAUUGAUUGUCCUAGAUUGAGUAACUGGUGCCAAGUACAAAAAAUCAACUGCAUUCAGGUCGCUUCAGGCAACAAACUAACAAUAUCGAACACAUGGGAGAACAUAAUGCAUAGGUUUGAUGAUUUGACAUCCGCUAAGCAUCUUUGUUUCAGUAAUUCUUGGAGAUUCCUUAGGCCAAGGUCCGUUGAGUAUCUUUGUUUCAGUGAUUCUUGGGAACGCUUACUGCGAAGAGACUCCAUACCCAUACUUGAAGAGCUGAUCAUAUGGAGUUGCACAAAACUCCCACCACUAAAGGACUGGAUUAAGCUCACAUCAAUUCGAAGCUUGGUUAUAAAGGACUGUCCUGGAGUCCAAGUCUUGCAAGAUGAACUGCUCCCCUCCAUGCUUCAGUCCUUGGUGGUUGAUAGUUGUGAGGACCUAAUGUUUUUGAUGCUGGCGCAGCAUAAUCGAGAUGCAUUUGAGGAGCUGCAGCUUGUAAAUUGCCCUAAGCUCGAAUGGGUGGAAGGGCUGAAUUGCCUAUUCCACGCAAAAAUUUUAAGAAUAGAACGAUGCCCUCGACUCCGGCUUCCACAAGAUGAUCUGCCUGAACUCAUAUCUCUUCGAAGCUUGGUUAUAAAGGACUGUCCUGAAGUCCAAGUCAUGCAAGAUAGACUGCUCCCCUCCACGCUCAAGUUCUUGGUGGUUGAUAGUUGUGAGGAGCUAAGAUUUUUGCGGUUGGCGCAGAAGAACCGAUAUGCAUUUGAGGAGCUGCAGCUUGUCAAUUGCCCUAAGCUCGAAUGGGUGGAAGGGCUGAAUUGCCUUUUCUUUCCAAAAAUUUUAAGAAUAGAACGAUGCCCUCGACUCCGGCUUCCACAAGAAGAUCUGCCCGAGCUCAUAUCUAUUGGAAGCUUGGUUAUAAAGGACAGUCCUAGAGUCCAAGUCUUGCAAGAUGGACUACUCCCAUCCACUCUCAAGUCCUUGGUGGUUGAUAGUUGUGAGGGGCUAACAUUUUUGCGGUUGACACAAAAGAACCAAUAUGCAUUUGAGGAGCUACAGCUUGUCAAUUGCUUUAAGCUCGAACGGGUGGAAGGGUUGAAUUGCCUUUGCUUCCCAAAAAUCUUAAGAAUAGAACAAUGCCCUCGACUCCGGCUUCCACAAGAUGAUCAGCUCUCAUAUAUGCCUUACACAAUGAAAAUUGUUGAUUGCCUUGAAUUGAGCAACAAGCUGACUACAUCGAACACAUGGGAGAACAUAAUGCAUGGGUUUGAUGAUUUGACAUCCAUUGAGCAUCUUUGUUUCAGUAAUUCUUGGGAACUCUUUCUGCGAAGAGACUCCAUACCCGUACUUGAAGAGCUGACCAUAUUGGGUUGCACAAAAAUCCCACCACUACAGUGCCUGCCCAACCUCACAUCUCUUCGAAGCUUGGUUAUAAAGGACUGUCCUGGAAUCCGAGUCUUGGAAGAUAGACUGUUCCCAUCCACGCUUAAGUCCUUGGUGGUUGAUAGUUGUGAGGGCCUAACGUUUUUGCUAUUGGCGCAGCAGAACCGAUAUGAAUUUGAGGAGCUGCAGCUUGUGAAUUGCCCCAAGCUCAUAUGGGUGGAAGGGCUGAAUUGCAUGUUCUUCCCAAAAAUCUUAAGAAUAGAACGAUGCCCUCAACUCCAGCUUCCACAAGAUGAUCGGCAAACAUUUAUUCCUCCACAUAUUGAAAUUUCAGAGGAAAUAGAGACAAAGAAACAAGUGUUCGAUUGUGUGAAGAUUGAGCAUGCUAACAGUGCAGAACUAUAG
Molecule: messenger RNA, 4593 nt
Organism: Phoenix dactylifera (date palm)
Lineage: Eukaryota; Viridiplantae; Streptophyta; Magnoliopsida; Arecales; Arecaceae
Source: RefSeq, a predicted model, not a curated record